This is a messenger RNA of Bombyx mori (domestic silkworm), 766 nucleotides long. It is a transcript of the gene mRpL53, whose product is annotated as large ribosomal subunit protein mL53. Gene Ontology annotation, cellular component: mitochondrial large ribosomal subunit. The transcript is spliced from 3 exons. Lineage: Eukaryota; Metazoa; Arthropoda; Insecta; Lepidoptera; Bombycidae. The coding region runs from base 106 to 540 and encodes 144 amino acids. The record is from RefSeq and is a predicted model, not a curated record.
CUGAUACAAUUGAACAAAAAAGUGGUCAAUUGGAUUUGGUCAUAGACUAAAUACUAUAUUGUGGUAGGUAGUAUCGAUUUCCGUGAUUCCUGUGGGAAAUAAAUAAUGUCUAUUCCGUAUAGCGGUACAAUUAGAAGAUCCAAAGGUGUUGUUUCAGCCAUUGGAAAACAACUAAAAGCAGUUAAUUUAAAGGCUGCUAAAAAAAUUACCAUAAAAUUUGAUCCAUUUGGAGAAAACGCAACUCACACAAGGAAUUUUGCUCAUUACAUCAGUGCACCUAAAAUAGCAAUCACAAAUCCCAAUUGCUCUGUGAAGACCGAAGUGUUGUGUGACAGGAGUGAGCCAACAGUAGAAAUAACACUCUUGCCUGCAAUUGCAGCAACUGCAAAAAUACAGAAAGUGACUUUAAGAAGUGAGAAUCUUACUUGUCUUGAAAUUCUCCAAUUAUUGAAUAAGCACAUUUCUUCUUUAGCACCUGUAGAACUACCACCAACUACACUACAAACUAAGUCAGAUAAAAAGAAGACAAAAACAAAAUAAAAGCAGAGAUGGCAAAACCUAAAGGAAACCUAGAUGUCAUUGAAGAAAUAUAUCGUCAAAUACCAGCAUUUACUGAUGUAUUCUCAGAAGACACAUUUUAUGUUUUUGUUACGUUUUUUGUGUUGUCUACAAUUUUAGUUGCCUUUGUUUUGUCCAGGUUCAUUACCAUAAAACCUGUAGAAUAGAUUGUAACCUUUAAAUUAAAGUAUAAUGAUUUAUUAAAAAA